Coniophora puteana RWD-64-598 SS2 is the source of this 738-nucleotide messenger RNA. RefSeq lists its product as uncharacterized. The transcript has 3 exons. The coding region runs from base 1 to 738 and encodes 245 amino acids. The record is from RefSeq and is a predicted model, not a curated record. Lineage: Eukaryota; Fungi; Basidiomycota; Agaricomycetes; Boletales; Coniophoraceae.
AUGCCACGAUCCCAGAAACCGAAGCCCGCACGCAGCGUCCGGGGUAAUGCACCGACAUUCAGCAAACCACCCAGAAAGACACCAACGGGCAUACCAAGAGUCAUGCGCAACCGCUGGGAGCAGUAUGUAUAUGACAAGUAUGGAGACGGGCCAGCGUUCGAAGAAAUUUACAUCUCCGACGAGCAGCUGAACAAACACCUUCGGCUCCUCAAUAUACCGGAGUCACAGCUCGCGGAUUACAGACGCGAGUAUGACACAUUAUGGGAGGGGCAUCUUGAUAGUAACGGUGGAAAGGUCAUUUGCCAAGGUAUGAAACCGUGGCCAGACGCGGACCCCAGCACGGACCACAUUUGUGUCGUUCACAUUCCCGACAAAAAAGACCUCGUGAUCAGAAUAUGGGACGGCGGUCUUGAAGAGGAAGGUCAAUUCUGUUUGGACGUUUACGACAUGGACGCACAGAUAGCUAUCAACACGUCGGAACUUGGCUUCUCCUUUAAUGUUGUUCCAUUAGCAGGAACACUCUCGGUUCUUUGCGGUGGCCGCCUCCAAAGUUGGGAGGCCAGAACAGGCUGUACGCCAGAGCAGAUUUUGCCGGGAGAAGAGCGAUUUAGCGUGAUUGAGGGUGCUUACCUUGCUCUUUGUCGGCCCAAUCUUGAUCCUUUCUGGUUCAAGAUACCUACGAGGAAUCGUGUACCUCCUGGUAUAGAACAGGCUGCAUCGCCUGUUCCUCUGUACUGA